AUGCCCCACGAAAACAGAAAAAGAGGCAAGAAGCAUAAAAAGCCUGGCCCAGAUGCAGACACAGAAUUCGAUGAAAAACAACAUACUGCAGAACCAGAGCCCAAAGUCGAAGUCGAAGCUAGACCAUCAUGGAUCGUCCCAAAUCCCCAACAAGAGCAGGAGCAAGACUCGGAGGCCCCGUUUGGGUACCUUGACGUGGAUGUCAAGGCAUAUUUCAGGACUGUGGAUGUGCAGAUGUGGCAGUGGCAGGAUAGAGAGGUGGAGGUGGAUGAUGAUGAAAAACACACGUUCUUCCUCACUGCCCUCACUGAGAUGACGGGGAAAGAAAAACAAUUCGCGACGGACCCAGAGUGUUCGGUGGUGCUGGAGAGGAUGGUGCAUUCGAUGGAUGAUUUUGCAAGGAGGGUGUUUUUGGAUACUGAUGAGGUUAAGUACAAAAUACUCGCUCGCCAUCAGUUCGUGUUGCAUGUCUGUCAGACCCUCCUCGAGGUUUCUGGGGAGACUGUUUCGAGGGAGACUAAAGGUAUACUACCUGAAAUACCACAAGGUGACUCUAAAAAGGGACAUCUCCCAACAACGACCAAACUCGUACUGGAUUUGUGCGACGAACUCCUCCCCAUCCUGCCUCCGCUCCUCCAUGACCCGUUCAGCUCACAUAUAGUCUGCGUGCUCACGCUCCUGCUCUCUCCCACAUCAAAUACGCAUAUACAGUCCCAGACCUCCAAACACAGUAAAAGCUGGAAAGGCAAGCAAGGCGAGAUGCGGAGUCUCUUUAAGUCGGAAAAAGGGGAGGGGAAGGAUGUGGCUAGGCCAGUGAGCUUCGAGGAGGUGGCGAGGAAGAUUGUGGGUGCGGUCAGGGAGGGGAUGAGUGAUAAUGAGGUAAGGGCAUGUGCAGGGAGUAAGGUUGCGUGUCCUGGUCUUGAUAUUCUCAUCGAAGUCGAAGCCAAGCAUGGUAUGUCCAACAAAAGCGGCAGCUUGAUGGACCACAUGUUGGUUGGUAUGGUCGGUCAAACAUUGAACUUUUUGACAAUCACUCCCAAGUAA
This is a messenger RNA of Desarmillaria tabescens, 1044 nucleotides long. RefSeq lists its product as uncharacterized. The transcript has 7 exons. The record is from RefSeq and is a predicted model, not a curated record. Lineage: Eukaryota; Fungi; Basidiomycota; Agaricomycetes; Agaricales; Physalacriaceae. The coding region runs from base 1 to 1044 and encodes 347 amino acids. Gene Ontology annotation, biological process: endonucleolytic cleavage in 5'-ETS of tricistronic rRNA transcript (SSU-rRNA, 5.8S rRNA, LSU-rRNA); ribosomal small subunit export from nucleus; endonucleolytic cleavage to generate mature 5'-end of SSU-rRNA from (SSU-rRNA, 5.8S rRNA, LSU-rRNA). Gene Ontology annotation, cellular component: preribosome, small subunit precursor; nucleolus; 90S preribosome. Gene Ontology annotation, molecular function: RNA binding.